AUGCUGACCUCCAAGCGCUUCGUGUCCUCGAACGAUGGAGUCCAGAUCUGCACCUAUUCGGGGGGAAACGCCAACGGGCCGGCUCUCGUCCUCAUCCCUGGGUUCUGCUGCACCUCGCUGGCGUUCGAGAAGCAGUUCUCCGAUACAGAUCUGUUGAAGGAAUUGCACCUGGUUACAUAUGAUGUUCGUGGGCAAGGUCAAAGCGGCCAACCACUUGAUGCGGAAGCGUACGAGUCCAUUCGCCACGCCGAAGACUUCAUGGCGGUAUGUGAUGCAUAUCACCUGGACAAACCAUUUGUGGCAGGAUGGAGCUUGGGAGGGAUUAUCCCAGCUGAUAUAGCGACGCAUUACGGAACAGAUAUAAUCAGCGGCGUCAUACUCUUCGGCGGGUUUCCAUACCGUUCAAUGGAUCCCCUCGUCGCGCAUCCGGACGUUCAGAGCUGGCUACCAGAUUUCCUGAGCGAUGAGGGAUGCGUGAAGUUUGUCGAAUCGUGCGUGGCUCCGCCGGCAGACGAGUCUGUCUUGCCGUACGAUACCAAGAUGAUGUGGAUCGGCGCGGCCGCGAGCAUGCAUCCCCUCGCUCGAACCCACGUCACGACGCGCGCACAAGACGAGACUAAGCUUCUCGAAGGGGCGACUGAGUUGCCGUACUUGGUGUUGCAAGGCGAGAUGGACACACACAUACAGUGGCGGAAGAUGCAGGCGUUCAUGGGCGAGCAUUUCUCCAAGGCCGAGUUUGUAUUAUUGGAGGGCUGCGGGCACGCCCCAUUUUUUGAGCAGCCUGACAGAGUCAAGAUCGCGCUGUUGUCCUUUGUCCGUAGGCACCGGGGUGUGUAG
Molecule: messenger RNA, 837 nt
Organism: Punctularia strigosozonata HHB-11173 SS5
Lineage: Eukaryota; Fungi; Basidiomycota; Agaricomycetes; Corticiales; Punctulariaceae
Product: alpha/beta-hydrolase
Exons: 5
Coding region: 1-837 (278 amino acids)
Source: RefSeq, a predicted model, not a curated record